UUGACUGUGAACGGUUUUUUAUUGAAUGGUGUUCACUAGGUUUUUAGUGAAUUUAUAAACAGGUCACCCCUGUUGUUAUUGGGCACGGCUCCUGGCACUUCCUUGUUCAAAAGUUUUAUUUAGGGGAAGGCUUGGGGGAAAAGUUGAACGCCGGGGUUGUAUGUGUUGACGUUGUUGGUGGCAACUAUUAAGUGCAUGGAAGUUGUUCAUCGUGUAUUUUGGGGGCAUAACUAGCGUGUUGGUAUCGCAGUUGGUCCCAUGGCUGCGACAAGUAGAAGCUAGCUAAACGCUGCAGCACUGAGCGCCUUCACAAAGAGGAAGAAUGUCCACGGCUAAUGUUAGCGAAGACAUCCGAGUGAAGUUUCCUCUGCACUCCGCGGUGUGGGAGAACGACUACAGGACGCUGCAGGAACAAAUCACGUUACAACAGAAUGACGUAGAGACUGUGGAUCCCAGAGGUCGCACUCCUCUGCACCUGGCUGUGUCGCUGGGACACCUGGAGUCAGUGAGGGUCCUUCUUAGACAUGGUGCUCAAGUGACUAAAGAAAACUCCACCAGUUGGACAGUGCUGCAGGAGGCCGUCAGCACAGGAGAUCCAGAGAUGGUUCAGUUGGUGCUUCAACGCAGAGACUACCUCAAAGCCUCCACUGCUUUGGGAGGAGUGCCUGAGUUGCUGUCAAAGAUUCGAGAGUCUCCAGACUUCUAUAUGGAAAUGAAGUGGGAAUUCACCAGUUGGAUCCCUCUUCUGUCCCGGGUUUGUCCAAGUGAUGUUUGUCGCAUUUGGAAAAGUGGCGCCAGCCUGCGAGUGGAUGCCACUCUUCUUGGCUUUGAAAACAUGACGUGGAUCAGAGGGCGUCGGAGCUACAUCUUUAGAGGAGAUGAUUCCCAUGCAGAGUUGAUGGAGGUUAACCAUGACGAUGAAGUAGUAGACACAGAACGCUUCAACAUAUCUCAAGAAAUGGAGGAUGUCACUCUAGAAUCCAUGCAGCCAGCUGAACAAGAAGUUGCCAAAAGGCUGACUACUCCAAUUGUCAACACCUACCUGGACACCAAGGAUAUCGCUUUUGAGAGGAACAAGUCUGGGAUUUGGGGCUGGAGGUCUGACAAAACUGAAAUGGUCAAUGGAUUUGACGCCAAGGUUUUUAGUGUAAAUAAUGUAAAUGUAGUGAUCAGAACGAGGACGGAGCAUCUUACAGAUGAGGAGAAAGCCAGGAUAAAGAGUGAAAGGAACAUCUUGGAGUCUCUGCUGGGGACUGUGGAGCAACACAUAAGUGCACAAGGGGAUCUGACUCUUGAGUAUGCAACUGCCACCAAUCCCACUGCCAUCACUCCGGAGGAAUACUUCGACCCAGAGUUUGACCUGGGGGACAGAGACAUCGGACGACCCAUUGAACUGAGCAUUCGAACACAGAAGUUCAAAGGUACUUUGUGGAUGAGUGAGGAACAUCCUCUGUCCCUGGUGGAGCAGGUGACCCCCAUCAUUGACCUCAUGGCUCGCACCAGUUCCCAUUUUGCACGGCUACGAGACUUUGUGACACUGAAUUUCCCUCCUGGAUUUCCUGUGAAAAUAGAGAUUCCACUUUUUCAUGUGCUUAAUGCCAGGAUCACAUUUGGUAGUGUCAACAAAUGCAGUACUGAAGAGGAGGUGAACACACCGCCAGCAGCUACGACGCCAGCAGCUACGACGCCAGCAGCUACACCGACAUCCUCAGGAGAAGAAGAAGAAGCUGCCGCACUGCCUCUGUUCCAAGUGUGUCCGUCAGUGUUUGAGGUGCCUGCCAGUUAUCACCGCCGCGGAGGGAGCCGACACACACAGGUUUCCAGUAACGACGAGGAGCUUUUGCAGUACGCCAUCCAUCAGAGUCUCCUGGAGUCUCGGGAUAUCCCAAGCCAGGACGGGACGUUUGAAGAUACUGACGGAGACUUCACUGAUGUAAUGGCAAGCAGUAAUAGUGACAGGAGUGUCCCAGAGGGGGUGCUAGUGGAAUAUGGAGACACCUCCAGCCCUGCCAGCUCCCUCUCUGCCUCCAGUCCUGACACAGAACUCCGCCUGGCCAUGGAGCUCUCUGCUCGCGCUCAAGCCGAAGAGGAGAGGAUGAGGCAGCAGGAGGAAGAGGAUCUGGAGAGGAUAUUGCAGCUAUCGCUCACUGAGAAGUAAAGGGAAUAAAAGGGAAUAAUAAUACAACUUUUCCAGAUGCAGAAGCAACCACCACACCUCAAUGUUCCUCCCAAACCACUGUAGUCAUCUAUGCAACUGCAGAUUUCUUUCUGUAACAUCUUUGCAAUAUCAGACUCUGGAUAACCAAUAUUCCCCAAAAAUAUUUUUUGGUAAUAGCAUACCCCUUUAUAUAUUUCUAUCUCAGCAUAAUGUGUGGCUCCAUCCUCAAGCUUAAUUCUUGGACUCUGAUGCAUCAUUUUUGAAACUUCCUGUUAUUUAUUUUACUUUCAGAAUGAUAGCAGCGAACCAUAUUCUUCACACUGUUGCCCACAAGGGGGAGGGGGGUCUCACCAGUGUAUUUAAGGUUCUAAGAACAUAAACGUUUGACUUUUCAAGAGGACUUCAUGUAGUGCUAGCACUCAAAUAAGGGCGCUGUUUCCUGGCACCUGUUGCUUGAGUCUCUGAUUUUUAGAAAGCUUGAAGCAAAACAACCUAGCAUCAUAAAAGUUGUUUGAAAGCUACUUGUGCUCCAGGCCAAAAGGGAGAGAUCUGAGUGUUUUCACUGUGAAGUCUUUCUACAGGAGUCAUGUUGAGAACCAUGAGCUCACUAAAUAACAGAAAUCUCAGGGUUCAUAUUUAACACACGUCCCCCUCCCUUUGGAAUUAAUUUGUUAAUCACUUACUAUCAUAAAUUGUAGCCUGAUAACUUUCUCUUCGUGCAUAUCACUCUUUUCCAUAUUGAUAAGAAUUCUGAACGUUUGCUUCAUUAAGUCAAAAGUUCAUAAUGUGUUUUGUGAAUGUACACUCUGCAGAUGGGGGAAACAAAAGCAUGUUACUUUGAGGGUAACGUUAAAUCAGCUGCAUGGAUAUAGAAUAGCUUUGCAGCAGCAAGGAUGUUAUUGAACAUUUGUCUCAGAUUCCAUGAGUCACUGAGCGACUGUGUACAUUAUCACCUCAGUUUAAAAAAAUGAAACAGCAGAGACCAGACUCUCUGUUUAUUUAAAGCCGGUAUGCAUUGAAGAGGUCACAAAACCAGUGCUGCAGAGAUUACCCAGAAUCCUAAAGGCAGCAUGUUUUGCCCUUUGUAGCCAUGAACAACUCUCCACUUCCAAGCAGCAAAAAGACAAAGCAUGUUCGCCAUGUGCCAAGGGAAAGCUUAGUCUAGGCAAGGGGUGGUGACUUUUUUUCUGUGCUGCCACUCAGACUUCACUUUUGAAAAGAUUAUUUUAAAUUUUGUAAUUUAAAAAAAAACAAAAAACAAGGGGAAAAAGUGUUUCAGUUGUAACAGUGUGAUGCUAAAUUAGAUGCAUUAACCACUAUAGGUGAUUUCACUAAUCAUCAACCACUUUGUUUGGGGUCUCUCUGCGAUGCUGCGUCCGUCGAGAGUUUCAGCUCAUCAACAGCUAAUGACUGAACCGUGGACUUUUAUACGGCUAGCUUUGGUUCAUUAGAUGCAGCUCUUUGUACUGCACUGUUUCAUCUACCAAGUUUUUUUUAAGUUGAAAUUCUAAAACAAAAUUGUGUUGUUGUUUUUUUUAAUGUUGUCUCUGAAAUAAAAGCACUUUAUUUCCAUGAGGAUUAAA
This is a messenger RNA of Labrus mixtus (cuckoo wrasse), 3741 nucleotides long. RefSeq names its product ankyrin repeat domain 13A (gene ankrd13a). Bases 323 to 2158 code for a protein of 611 amino acids. Gene Ontology annotation, cellular component: cytoplasm. The transcript is spliced from 15 exons. Gene Ontology annotation, molecular function: protein binding. Lineage: Eukaryota; Metazoa; Chordata; Actinopteri; Labriformes; Labridae. The record is from RefSeq and is a predicted model, not a curated record.